This is a messenger RNA of Closterium sp. Naga37s-1, 750 nucleotides long. Lineage: Eukaryota; Viridiplantae; Streptophyta; Zygnematophyceae; Desmidiales; Closteriaceae. The record is from the annotation of a GenBank genome assembly.
AUGCUGCCGUACCUCUUUCCUGACCUUGCCGUCUUUGCCACAGUUGCUGACCUAGUUGCUAACCUCCGCACUAGUGACGCUCGCUACCGCGCUGCCCUUCCCACUGCGUUUCUUCCCACGAACUCCCCCCCCAUGUACAUCACCCUUUACUACCUAGUCACCCGCCUCCCUGACUCUCUCUCCUCACUGUUGGGGCUUCUCGCGGCGACCGUCGCACCCCCUUCUUUGAGGGGUGUUCCCCUGCCCCCCUUCUCCCCUCUGUUGCCUCUGCUGCUGCUGUCGACCUCGUUGGCACUGAGGAGGUCGGCGCUGCGUCUGCCCCUAGUGGGCGACGCCGCACUGGCAAGGGCAAGGGAAGCAAGGGCUGUGGAGGGGGCGGUGGAGGAAGCGGUGGAGGAGGUGGAGGUGGUGGUGGGGGUGGUCCCGGGGGUGGGGGCGUCGGUGGCGGCGGUGGAGGCCGUGGAGGCGGUGGCGGAGGCGGUGGAGGCGGCGGCAGCGGUGCUGGAGGUAGCGGAGGAGGUGGUGCUGGUCGCGGUGCAGCCACGCAGCGUGGAGGCCUUGGUGGCGGCCAGCGUCAGCAGCAGCUGCGCACCCGUGAGACCCCGUCUGUUCAGCAGCUUCGUGAGUGGUACGCUGGGCGUGGGAGGUCUGGGGGUGCAGGUCCCUGUGCGUACGUUCUUCGCACAGGCACUCGUAGCGGGGAGGUGUGUGGUCUCCCACACACCACGCAGUGCUGCUUCGGCCGCCUGA